Ostreobium quekettii is the source of this 842-nucleotide messenger RNA. NCBI's taxonomy places the organism in Eukaryota, Viridiplantae, Chlorophyta, Ulvophyceae, Bryopsidales, Ostreobiaceae. The record is from the annotation of a GenBank genome assembly.
CCGACAUUUUGUCAGAGCAUGUGGGUGGCGACUUUGCCAUCGGAGACUUGGUGGUGUACGUUGGCACUGAGAGCCUUCAGUUCGGGGUCCAUGGCAUUGUGAUCGGCAUUCUUCCAGAGGGGCUCGAGGUGCUGUUCCAAUAUGAAAUGGUCGGCAGGAGAAGCAUUUUUGGGAAGGAGACAAAGAACCAGAGCUGCCUCGUCAGGAAGCAGGAACUGGUGAACAAGAGCAGGCUACUGCAGGGUUUGCCUGGGGUUGAAGCACAGGAGGAAGACCUGAUCGGCAGAGUGCAGGACCUGGGGUUCAGCGGCGUCAGCGUGGAGGAGGAAGCUUUGUCAUCGACCCAAAGUGGCAGCUCAAGUGCCAGAAGCAGGCAGGUGCACUCAGCCUCCCCCAAAGGCUAUGGAACGUUUUGGCCUGGUCAGGAAGCGCAUGAGAUGCAGCGGCGGAGUGCCUCAACGUCCCCCCUCACCUCUGACCAACGACCCUCAGUACAGCCACAUCAGUAUGUCAUGGCUCCAGGCACACGGCCACAGCAGCCGGCACCUUUGCCGAACUACCCAUAUGGCCCACCCCUGGGCUCCUACCGCUCAGCUCAGCUGCAAGGCUACCCAGGCGUGCCCGAUGCAGCCUGGCAUGGCCAACAAAUGCAGCCCAAGCCCGGAGGCCAUGCCUAUAUGGAUGCAGGUGUCCCACAGUAUCCUGGUCCUGGCUUUCCUCCUCAGUACAUGGCGUGGGGUCCCAAUGGUGAAGGAAUGUACCAGUACCCGCAGUGGGUUGUGCAGCCCCCUCAGAACCCUCCAUACAGUGGAUGGCAUCAGCAGUUCUAUUCACAGAUGUGA